UUGUUUUUCCUCUCCACUAGAUUGCGUGGAGGGGAAUGGGAGGUGUCGGAUUGCUGAGGUAGGCAGGGUACGAGGUUGGUGUUCAAUUCGAUGGAUAUCUGCAUGAUUACACCCCAAAGGUCUUGUCGUUUGGGGCAGUUGGGGCACUAGAUGCUAUGCCAAAUGGCUGGCUCACUCUGGCAAUUUGUCCAUUUGUCAUGUACAUACACCAAUUCAGAUUCUACUGUUAUUUUUCUGUCAUUCAUUUGUUCUGAGGCCCUGAGCCAUUAAAGUUUGGCUACUAUGGUAUUUGCUUACGAGGCCCAAGUAGCAUUACCAUUUGUGUAUGUUUCUUUUUCUGUGUGCUUAUCCCUUUAUCUGAUAUAUAUAUGAACUGUUUGUGUUUGGAGUGAAUCUAUAAUGCAUUUGCUUGACAAACUUAUUGUGACUUGCUGCACUAAAAAAAUUUAGGCUGCAAUAAUCAGCUGAGAAAGCAAUAGAGGGUGCUUCACAUUUACUAGCAUAUAGUCAAUUGAUGACCAGUAACUAACCAAUUUCUCAUUAUUAUGAAGAGCAUUCAUUUUGCCUCAUUACAAACAAUACUAUCCACUGUACUAAACAAACAUGUCUAGAUGAAAGGGCAAAAAUGGCAUAAAUUCUUUUCACCUCCUGUUAUCAUACUUAUUAUUGAUUAUGUUUACCUUUAGCAAGACAUUUGCCAUCUAGAAGGUCCAUUCCUUCCUUAAAAAAACACCCAAACUCUCUUUAUUUUUCAAAGGAAAGGUUAAAACGCAUCCCCAAUCUCCGUAUACGCAAAUGACGCUUUAUGAUCCUGUCCAUCACAUCCCUGCCUCACAUCCAUAACACGUUGCUGCGGGCAUAUCCAGCCUCAUGCCUGCACAGGCAUUUUGAGGCUUUUAUAAGCGACCGACCGGUUCCCCCCUGAUCUAUCGUCGUCUCCACCAAGUAGAAAAAAGGAAAAGGGUAAAGCAGCGGUGGCGGAGCAAAGGAAAGCUCCGGGCAGAGAGAUGGUGGAUAAGGCCAAGGUGGUUGGUGCCCCUGGAGAAACGGGGCAUGCCUUUUGUUGGGAGAGCUUUGGGAGGAUGACUACAGGUGGUGGCGCUGGUGAUUUGUUGCCUAGGGUUUCUGGCCAGCCGACUGACUUGGAGGCAGCAAGUUUAAUGGCUACUGAGAGUGCUGUCCGAUUAAUUGGUGGGACAGGGGCUAGGGACUGGAGUAAGGGAUUUGGUGCAUUUGACUCUUCAGUGGGUGGCCUUUCAGGGGAAGAUUUAGGAUUUGUGGAUAACGGCACUGGGGUUUAUGGGGGCUGGAGCAAAUCUGUUCCAAAUCGCAGUGGAAGCGCACCACCUAGCAUGGAAGGAUCUCUUGCUGCUCUUGGCCAUCUCAUUGGCCAGCAGAGUGGGAGCUUUGAAGCUAGUUUGGCAACCUUGGAUAACAUAACUGACAGUUCGAAGUCUGAGGAGCAACUACGUGCUGAUCCAGCAUAUUUUGAGUAUUAUGGCUCCAAGGUGAAUCUGAAUCCAAGGCUCCCUCCGCCACUUAUUUCAAGAGAGAGCCGCCGAUUAAUGAACCGUGUUGGCAAGGCUAAAGAGUGGAGGGUAGUCUCCCAAGAUAACAGCAGCAAAGGCUCGAUAUAUGUUCCUCGAUCUACACUGUCAACUCACAAAGAAGAACCGGAGGAUGAUAAAUCUCCAAGAUUGGAUUCAAGUUCAGUGGAGGAUGCCCAGAUUAUCUCCAGUGCAUCCAACUUUCAGAGCCAGGAUUUUAGUCUGGAGAGCUUUCAACAGAAUGCUGCUUCUUUGCCUGAUAGUUCAUCUUCUAAUCCUUCAAAUAGCAACACUGGUGAUUCUAUGCCUGUAUAUUCUGACAUAAAUUUGUCAAGGAGUUUGUCAGUUGAUGCUGUCAAGCAAUCGGACCUGAACUCUUGGAAAUCAAAAAACCCACUGAAAAGUAAUGUUAGCAGUGACCUUUCAUCGCCGCCCCUUCCCAGUUCAUCAUAUUCUGGUAGCAAAACUGGUAUGCAAACUUCUCAGCAAGAAAAGGCGGCUGUAGACACCAAACAUGGAAAUGUUGUGCUUGGCAGUGGUGCAGCUGUUACUGAACUUGAUAAUGUGGACUCCAGUAUGAAGAAUUUGAAGUUAAGUUUGGAUGGCCAUACAUCCUCACCUGUGAAGCAGAGGUGGCAGGACAAUGUCUUGCAGCAGUAUGGCUCCUUUCUCCAAGCCCAAGGUGAUCCUAUUCAAAUGACUACUCAAGGACCCCAUCUUCCCCAUAUACCUUUUGUUGAUAACUUGUCUCAUGCUCAGCUCAAGUUACCUGCUGGUGACUUGCACCAAUUUUUACCGCAGCCUAGUAUGACAACACCUUUCUAUACACCAAAUUCUUUUGGAAACCCUUAUUAUCAGAAUUUGCACCCUGCUAAUGCUUUUCCAACCUCAAUUGGAACUGGUGGGUACGCUGUAAGUGGUUCCAUUUUGCCACCUUUUAUGGCUGGCUAUGCUCCCCAAGGUCCUCUUGGUACACCUCUUGACAGUCCUAUGACUCCAAGCUUUAGUGGCAGGCCAUCUGGAUUUCCUCCAGCAGGGAAUCUUACAGGGGGAACAGAUUUUAUGCAGUCAUAUAAAGUAUACGGACAACUUGGGGCUGGUAUGCAGUCGUCCAUUCCUGAUCCAAACUUCAUUCAUUUCUUUCAGCAUCCCUCUUUAUUUCAGUAUACUAGUGGAAAUCAAUACAAUACAAUGGGUCCAAGAUUUACUGUUGUUGGGAAUCCAGCUGAAAGCUUUGAUCCACAAAAGAUGAUACCGCAAGCAGCAUAUCCAUCUGAUCAGAGGCUUCCACUUCCAAGAACUGGCUUUCCUAAUUCUACUACACCCAGAAGAGGGACUGUUCCAAAUUAUCAAGGCAUAUCAUCCUACGUUGGAGUGCCGAUGACUUAUCCUACAAGUCCAGUGUUUCAGGGACAAACGUUGCCUGGAGUAUUGCCUCCUGGUAGGAGAAAUGACUCUGUUGGAUUUCAGUCCCCCUCAAGAAAUAUCACUGAUAGUCCUGGGAUUCAAGGGCAGCGAGAAAGACAGAAGUUUGAUGAAUCAAAGACCUGCUCUUUCUUAGAAGAGUUAAAGUCCAACAGAGCACGCAGGGUUGAGCUAUCUGACAUCACAGGUCGUAUAGUUGAAUACAGUGCUGACCAACAUGGUAGCCGAUUCAUCCAGCAGAAGUUGGAAAACUGCACUGCCGAAGAGAAGGCAGCUGUGUUUGCGGAGGUUCUUCCUCAUGCUUCAUCAUUAAUGACUGACGUUUUCGGGAAUUACGUGAUCCAAAAGUUUUUUGAACAUGGAACUCGUGAGCAAAGGAGGGAUCUUGCCACCAAACUUGUUGGUCAUGUUUUGCCUUUGAGUCUUCAGAUGUAUGGCUGCCGUGUAAUUCAGAAGGCUCUUGAAGUUAUGGAACUUGACCAGAAAAUAGAUCUAGUUCAUGAGCUUGAUGGACAUGUUAUGCGAUGUGUCCGUGAUCAAAAUGGAAAUCAUGUUAUACAGAAGUGCAUUGAGUGUGUCCCCACAGAACAUAUUGGUUUUGUAGUAUCUGCUUUUCAGGGACAAGUUGCUAGCCUUUCAAUGCACCCAUAUGGUUGCCGUGUAAUUCAGAGAGUUUUGGAGCAUUGCGGUGGUAACUCACAAGGGCAGUGCAUAAUAGAUGAAAUAUUGCAGUCGGCGUGCAUCCUUGCGCAAGAUCAGUAUGGCAACUAUGUUACACAGCAUGUUCUAGAAAGAGGAAAAGCUCAUGAGAGGAGCCAAAUUAUUACUAAAUUGGCUGGGCAGGUUGUUACCAUGAGCCAAAAUAAAUUUGCAUCAAAUGUGAUAGAGAGGUGUUUUCAACAUGGUGAUAUUGCGGAGCGGGAUCUUCUGAUCAGGCAGAUUGUGGAGCAGACAGAGGGCAAUGACAAUUUGCUGGCAAUGAUGAAGGACCAGUAUGCUAAUUAUGUGGUUCAGAAGAUACUUGAAACAUGCAAUGAGAAUCAGCGGGAACUCCUGCUCAGCCGUGUAAAGGGUCAUAUGCAAGCAUUGAGGAAGUACACAUACGGCAAGCACAUUGUAAGCCGAGUUGAGCAGCUCUGUGGUGAUGGAACUGCCGAGUCGGAUUCUUGAAAGGAACCGCCUAAUUCUUCAUAGGCCAGGGGUGUCUUGUUCUUUUGCUCAGUCCAUCAGUGAAGAAAGCAAAAACAGAUCAAGUCCAACUCUGGUGCUUCUAAACAGACUAACAAAACUGUCGUCGAAGAUUGUAUAGGUGUGACUCUUCAGGAUAGUCUUGAGGUUCUAGAACAGAAGCGUAGUGGUGUGCAUCAGUGUAUCUAUGUUAGGGUGUGCCUAUUUACAGAAUAAUAGUGGUUGUUAGCUGUGUGCAAAAGGAGUUUAGCGUUAUGGUUUGUAUGCGAUACAUAUUAACUGUGCCUGGUAAUGUAUUUGCUUUCUUGCAUCGCAGUUGUGGGAUAAAUGCAAUGUUCAUGCUUGUCCUGAUUA
Messenger RNA from Sorghum bicolor (sorghum), 4514 nucleotides. RefSeq names its product pumilio homolog 5-like. Gene Ontology annotation, molecular function: mRNA binding. The transcript is spliced from 10 exons. Bases 1008 to 4142 code for a protein of 1044 amino acids. The record is from RefSeq and is a predicted model, not a curated record. Gene Ontology annotation, cellular component: cytoplasm. Gene Ontology annotation, biological process: post-transcriptional regulation of gene expression. NCBI's taxonomy places the organism in Eukaryota, Viridiplantae, Streptophyta, Magnoliopsida, Poales, Poaceae.